CUAUCCACCCGCCUAGGUGGCUCUGUGGGGCAGGCCCACAGACGGGAGGGCGGGGAGUCCUGGGAGACUUAAAAGAGCUCCCAAGGCCCGCCCUGUGCCUUACUCCGGAUGCCUCAGCUCUCACCAUGACCGAAACCACCAAGCUCCAGCUGUUUGUGAAGGCCAGUGAGGAUGGUGAGAGUGUGGGACACUGUCCUUCCUGUCAGCGGCUCUUCAUGGUCCUGCUCCUCAAGGGUGUGCCCUUUACACUUACCACAGUGGACACCCGAAGGGCAUUGGAUGUGCUGAAAGACUUCGCUCCUGGCUCGCAACUGCCCAUCCUGCUCUACAAUGGGGAUGCCAAGACAGACACGUUGCAGAUAGAGGACUUUCUGGAGGAGACGCUGGGGCCACCCGACUUCCCUAGCCUGGCGCCCAGGUACAGGGAAUCCAACACAGCAGGCAAUGACGUCUUCCACAAGUUCUCUGCCUUCAUCAAGAACCCAGUGCCUGCACAGGAUGAUGCCCUGUACCAACAGCUGCUGAGGGCCCUGGCCAAGCUGGACAGCUACCUGCGUACACCGCUGGAGCAUGAGCUGACACAGGAGCCACAGCUUCGAGAGUCCCGCCGCCGCUUCCUAGAUGGUGACCAGUUCACACUGGCUGACUGCAGCUUGCUGCCCAAGCUGCACAUUGUGGAUACUGUAUGCGCACAUUUCCGCCAGGCACCCAUCCCCAUGGAGCUGCGUGGUGUCCGCCACUACCUGGACAGUGCACUCCAGGAAAAGGAGUUCAAGUACACGUGUCCACAGAGCUCGGAGAUCCUGGCAGCUUACCGGCCUGUGGUGCGCCCCCGUUAGCACUCCUACUUUUGUCCACUUGUCUGCAGGCCCAUAAAGGUACCUCUGCCCCAA
This is a messenger RNA of Nannospalax galili (Upper Galilee mountains blind mole rat), 893 nucleotides long. It is a transcript of the gene Clic3, whose product is annotated as chloride intracellular channel 3. NCBI's taxonomy places the organism in Eukaryota, Metazoa, Chordata, Mammalia, Rodentia, Spalacidae. The record is from RefSeq and is a predicted model, not a curated record. The coding region runs from base 126 to 839 and encodes 237 amino acids. The transcript has 6 exons.